AUGUCUAAGUCAGAGUCUCCCAAAGAGCCUGAACAGCUGCAGAAGUUCUUCAUCGGAGGUCUGAGCUUUGAAACAACUGAUGAGAAUCUGAGGAGCCAUUUUGAGCCAUGGGGAACACUUAUGGACUGUGUGGUAAUGAGAGAUGCCAACACCAAGCACUCCAGAGGCUUUGGGUUUGUCACCUAUGCCCCUGUGGAGGAGGUGAAGGCAGCCAUGAAUGCAAGGCCAUACAAGGUGGAUGGAAGAGUUGUGGAACCAAAGAGGGUUGUCUCAAGAGAAGAUUCUCAAAGACCUGGUGCCCACUUAACUGUGAAAAAGAUUUUUGUUGGUGGCAUUGAAGAAGACACUGAAGAACAUCAUCUAAGAGAUGAUUUAGAACAGUGUGGGAACAUCAAAGUGAUUGAGAUCAUGACUGACCGAGGCAGUGGCAAAAAGAGGGGUUUUGCUUUUGUAACAUUUGAUGAUCAUGAUUCUAUAGACAAGAUUGUCAUUCAAAAAUACCAUACUGUGAAUGGCCACAUCUGUGAAGUAAGGAAAGCACUCUCUAAGCAAGAGAGGGCUCCUGCUUCACCCAGCCAAAGAGGUCGAAGUGGUUCUGGAAACUGGUGCAACUUUGGAGGUGGCGGAAGCUAUAAUGAUUUUGGCAAUUACAAUAAUCAAUCCUCAAAUUUUGGACCCAUGAAAGGAGGCAAUUUUGGAGGCAGAAGCUCUGGCCCUUAUGGUGGUGGAGGCCAGUACUUCGCCAAACCACGAAACCAAGGUGGCUAUGGUGGUUUCAGCAGCAGCAGCAGCUACGGCAGUGGCAGAAGGUUUUAAUUACUGCUAGAAAACAAAGCUUAGCAGGAGAGGAGAGCCAGAGAAGUGACAGGAAAGCUACAGGUUACGACAGAUUUGUGAACUCAGCCAAGCACAGUGGUGGCAGGGCUUAGCUGCUACAAAGAAGACAUGUUUUAGACAAUACUCAUGUGUA
Molecule: messenger RNA, 970 nt
Organism: Neogale vison (American mink)
Lineage: Eukaryota; Metazoa; Chordata; Mammalia; Carnivora; Mustelidae
Product: heterogeneous nuclear ribonucleoprotein A1-like
Exons: 2
Coding region: 1-816 (271 amino acids)
Molecular function (GO): RNA binding
Source: RefSeq, a predicted model, not a curated record